Oldenlandia corymbosa var. corymbosa is the source of this 2618-nucleotide messenger RNA. The record is from the annotation of a GenBank genome assembly. NCBI's taxonomy places the organism in Eukaryota, Viridiplantae, Streptophyta, Magnoliopsida, Gentianales, Rubiaceae.
AUCCAGGUCAAGGGAGGAUUGAUUCCCGGUGGGGAAACGGGCUAUAGCCGGUAAAAUCCUAAUUACGUGUCUACGACCCAUUUGACAAAGAUAAGAAAAGAUUGGAAUUAUCCUGAAAACGGCCCGAUAUAUUCCCAACGGCACCCCCCCAUGUGCCUGUCACCGUAACGGAGUCCGGACCACAUGUUUCUGUUCAAAGCCAUAACCGCCUCAUCCAUUCUCCACCGUCCGAUCCACGAAACGAUUCCCUUCGUCUUCCCGAUUUACCCCUCUUCAGGCCCAACACAUUUCUCCUUCUCUCGACAGAAUAUAGACACAACUGCGUGACUGUGUGUUUUGCCUAUUACAGCUGAGAGAAUUACUACUGAGAAGAAAAAGAAAAAGAAAAAGAAAAAGAAAGAAUAUUAUUUAUUUAAAUCGAGGUUUUGUGUAAAAUGUAAGCAUAUUUAUGGGGAAAGAUAUUUAUAAUAGUUACACGGAAUUAUAUGUGAUUGUAUUAGAGUGAGUGAAAGAUAGAUAGAGAGAGAAAGGGGUAUCCGAGGAACGGGAAGCGUGGAGAGAUAUAGAGAGAGAGAAAGAGAAAGAUCAAAUGUUGUUGGCGGCCAUGGAAGAAGUUGGCAGAAACAACAAGGGAGGAGGAGGAGGCAGAAGGACUGAAUUUCGAGACAUGAAGAAGGAGUCGGCGGUUACUACUAUUUCCAGCUCCGGCGGUGCUAAGAAACGUAAAGUUGACGACGACAGCUCUCAGCUAAAUUCGGCGGAGAAAUUUUCCUUCGGGACUACUGCGGCGGGAGAAGAAGGCUCGGUUUCCACGGCUGACUCAACGUCGUCGUCUUAUUCGUCGGCGACGGCGUCCUCUUUCUGGAUUAACAAGAGUCAUGUGGAAUUGAGCAAGGAUCACGCGAGAUCCUCAGAUCUGAAGCCCCAGGAUUCCGUAACGGAAAUUCGAACGGUCGACAUCUGCAAAUUCAGGGAAACGAGUCCAGCCACGAGUGAGCUGUCAGCUGAAUUCAUGGAGUCAUCAUCUUCAACUACAACGUCUUCUCCGACGAAGAAGAAAUCCUCGCCGAGAAAUUCCGCUGCGGUCAUGCCUUCCUCCGCCGAGAUCGAAGAAUUCUUCGCCGCCGCUGAAAAGCUUGAACCGAAACGAUUCGCGGAAAAGUACAACUUUGAUAUAGUAAAGGACGUUCCAUUGGAAGGUCGAUACCAGUGGAUCCCUUUAAAGCCUUAAAUUCCAUGAUUUUAACCCUUCAGAAAAAGAAAAAAAUUGGAGAGGACUUUUAUUAGUACAGUUACUGCUAUUCUAUCCCAUAGCAGCAGUAGUAGUAAAGUAGUAGUAGUACUUUUUAUUUUUAACAUCAUUUACACGAGGAGCAUUCUCUCUCACUCACUUACUCACUCAACAAGCCGAUGAUUGUCUAUGUCAAUUUUUAAUUUUUCUUUACUUCUUGAUUUGCUUCUUCCAGAUUUUUGAUUUUGCUCUCACUGUUCAGAAUUCAGAUUAGCUUGUUUUUAGUUAAACCAUAGGGGAGGGGUCGGGGGAUUUGGACGUUGUGUAGACUGGUUUACUUAUAGUGUUUGUACAGUGGGUUUGUUUCCAUUUUUAUGUAAAGAUGGCUGGGGCUAUUUUGCGUACUCUGAUCUUUUGGAAUUUGUAUUGUUUCUCAUUUGUGUCUGCCACAUAUAAUUUAUCUCCUAUUCAGAAGCUUCUUUUCUACGACCUCUCUACUUUUGUCUAGGAACCCUCCUGCAAUUUCAUAAUUACACUACUUUGCCAGGUAUCUUUUUUUUUUUUUCAGUUGUUUUGAUGUAAUGAAGCUGAAUCUCUCCAGAUUCUCAUGCAUAUGAAUGAAUCUUGCUUUCUUACUGAUACAACAAGAGGGUGGUGGGAGUUUUGAUGAAUUAUGUUAAAGAAGAUGGUGGUUUUUGGGAUUGAAAAAUUCCAUUUCCAUUUUUUGUACUUAUUAUGGCCGGAGUGGCUGUCACGGAUCAGCUGGCAUUAUGCAUGCAAUUUUCGUCCAUUUUCGUUGCAAAGUAUUUUAAUCUUUUUCUUUGUAUCAACAAUUAUCACGAGAUGAUUGCAUUUGGAAGUAUCUCACUCCCAGCAUUGUACAUUUUGUACUUCAAUUUUGGAAGGCACAGAGAGUUUCACUGUAGGCUCUAUUUUUAUUAUCAUAGCUUGUGUGAUUGGUGGUGUGGAUGCUGAACAACUUAAUACACGUACGUACUACUUACUGUGAAUGAGGCCCUCAAAUCUGGUGGGUAUGAUUGAACUUUUUGAGUGUGUUAUAUUUGUGGGACAAUAGUAUUUUGUUGGGUCCAGACAUCGUUCAUUAAUCUGAAGCUUCUGUAUAUAUAUAUAUUUUUUUCGUUUGAAGCAAUACAAUUUUCCCAGAGAGAUCAAAUUCGAUUUAGACGUUGACCGCACAGACCAUGGAGGCAAAUUUUUAUGCACUUUCAAUUUGCUUGGAUAGCAAAUUCGCAAAUUCAUUUUGAUGAAAAGGAAUUGAAUAGAAUGUGAUCAUCCAGAGCAUAAAUUUGUUAACGUAUAAAUUUUCGAUAAUUGGAGAUUUAAGGAGUUCUCUUCUUUAUUAUUUGAAGGAGGGCUGAAACACGAG